Candida tropicalis MYA-3404 is the source of this 495-nucleotide messenger RNA. RefSeq lists its product as uncharacterized. Gene Ontology annotation, molecular function: acyltransferase activity, transferring groups other than amino-acyl groups. NCBI's taxonomy places the organism in Eukaryota, Fungi, Ascomycota, Pichiomycetes, Serinales, Debaryomycetaceae. The coding region runs from base 1 to 495 and encodes 164 amino acids. The record is from RefSeq and is a predicted model, not a curated record. The transcript has a single exon.
AUGGAGAACGAAUUCAAUUAUGUUGUUGAAGAAGGAAGAACAUAUCCAUAUAAUAACAAAAUAUAUGGCGAUGCAUUCAUCAAAUAUUGGUUUACCCAUUUUGCAUCCAUUUUAAUUGACGGAGACUACAAAUCAUUUGAUGAGUUGAAGAAUUUAUCUGUUGAAAAAUGGACUGAAAUUUUCCUUGGAACCUUUUAUGUCAAGCCUAACUAUGUAGGAAGAUGUUCACAUGUUUGUAAUGCAGGAUUCAUGGUUAAUCAUAUCCAGAGAGGGUUAGGAUUGGGAGGUGAAUUGGGAAAGAAAUACCUUGAGAUUGCACCAGAGUUGGGAUAUGUCUAUUCUGUGUUUAACUUGGUCUUUGAAACUAAUACAGCCAGUUUGAAAAUUUGGGAUUCUCUAGGGUUUGAAAGAAUUGGUUAUAUAAAAAAUGUAGCUGUAUUAAAAGGAGAGGAUAAACUUGUAGGUGCGUAUAUGUUUGGUAAAGACUUACAAUAG